GGAGAGGAGAGGGAGGGGGAGAGAGAGGCUAGAGAGGGAACGAGAAAGUGAGAGAGUUCGUUCUCAUUAAGAGAGGCUCUAUGAUGUGACAGGCAGGCUGCUCCUGCUGCCGCGGCUGGAUGGUCUGUCAUUAGUUGAAAAGGACUGUGAGGGUGUGAGGAAGUGUGAGUCUGAAGACUGAGUACUGCUAACGGGUCUACCUGCCAAAGAGAUUCAAUGAGAUUUUUCUGUGGGAUUGGAAACUUGGAGUUAUUACUGCCUCAUCCACCGGUUAAACGCAGGCAGCGCUAGAAAAGAAAAGGGGGAGGCAGCCCACUCUGAUAAAGGCCCUGGAGAGAAGAUGUUCUAAGUAACAUUUCAGAGAAACUUCGAGUCACUAAAGAUGGAUAAUGAAACAGUGAGUGAACUGAACCAAACAGAACUUCAGCCACGCGCCGUGGUGGCCUUAGAAUAUCAAGUGGUCACCAUCUCACUCGUGCUUGUUAUCUGUGGUCUGGGCAUUGUGGGAAAUGUCAUGGUGGUCCUGGUGGUCAUGAGAACCAAGCACAUGAGGACCCCCACAAACUGUUAUUUGGUGAGUCUGGCAGUGGCUGAUCUCAUGGUCUUGGUGGCCGCCGGCCUCCCCAACAUCACGGAGAGUAUUUAUGGUUCCUGGGUCUAUGGUUAUGUCGGAUGCCUUUGCAUUACUUACCUCCAAUACUUGGGCAUUAAUGCAUCCUCGUGUUCCAUCACAGCCUUUACUGUUGAGAGGUACAUAGCAAUCUGUCACCCCAUCAAAGCCCAGUUUCUCUGCACGUUUUCCAGAGCCAAAAAGAUCAUCAUUUUUGUGUGGGCUUUCACAUCCAUUUACUGCAUGCUCUGGUUCUUCUUACUGGAUCUCAAUAUCAAUACCUAUAAAGAUGCUAUCGUGGUGUCCUGUGGCUACAAGAUCUCCAGGAACUACUACUCACCUAUUUACUUGAUGGAUUUUGGCAUCUUUUAUGUUGUGCCAAUGAUUCUGGCCACUGUUCUCUAUGGGUUGAUAGCUAGGAUCCUCUUCUUAAAUCCCAUUCCUUCUGAUCCUAAAGAAAACUCUAAGACUUGGAAAAAUGACUCAAACCAUCAGAACAAGAACUUGAAUUCAAAGACCUCUAACCGAUGUUUCAACAGCACAAUUGCAUCCCGGAAGCAGGUCACCAAGAUGCUGGCAGUGGUUGUAAUUCUGUUCGCCCUUUUAUGGAUGCCCUACCGGACUCUUGUGGUUGUCAACUCAUUUCUCUCCAGCCCUUUUCAAGAAAAUUGGUUCUUGCUCUUUUGCAGAAUUUGCAUUUAUCUCAACAGUGCCAUCAACCCAGUGAUUUACAAUCUCAUGUCCCAGAAAUUCCGCGCAGCCUUCAGAAAGCUCUGCAACUGCAAGCAGAAACCAGCGGAGAAGCCUGCUAGCUAUAGUGUGGCGCUGAAUUACAGUGUCAUCAAAGAGUCUGAUCACUUCAGUACAGAGCUCGAUGACAUCACUGUCACCGACACUUACUUGUCGGCCACGAAAGUGUCUUUUGAUGACACCUGCUUGGCUUCUGAAGUAACCUUUAGCCAAAGUUGAUUCAUGACUUGAAAGAAAAUGAACCUGAAAGUAAAUGAGUCUGCAGUUCUCAGCCCAAGAGAGAAAAACAGUCAAUACCCAUCCAAGAAGACAGAGCAGACAAAGUUUUUGCCAAUAUUCUAACAAAUUCUGGUCCAAGACACUUUAACCCAUAAGAAGGGUUCAUAGAUUCUUUUUUAUAGAACUAGUGUGACCAAAAAUUGAAGUAGCUCUGUGAAACAGCUAAGCUGUGGAAAUUAAAAGCAUAGCCUUAAGAAAUUUACUAUAUUUGGAGGUGGAGGGGCGACCAAAAUUCAGAUAUGUAGGUGUCAAUUUAAAUUAUUUAUCAUAUUUUUAAAAAGGUAUUUUUCACCCUCCAAAAUUUCACUUUAGUAAUUUGACAAUAUGCCAAUUUUAAGUAUUUCCAUUUUAACAAAGUCUUGCUCUACUUCACAAGUAUCUGAGACACAGAGAGAAAUAACACAAAAGCAUUUUUUAUUGAGUGCAAAUAAGAUUUUAGACAGGAAUGAUCACAUAUUAAAAAAUCAAAAUCAGAAUUCUGAGAAAUUAUUUCAAUCUUAAAAAAUUAUAUCAUUCAAUUGAACCGUAAAACAAACUCCAAAAUUUGCCAAAUUAUUCAAACUACAAUUGGAGAAGACAGAGAUUUGAUUUUUAGGUAAGUCCAGCUUUUAAUAUUUUUUUGUUUCUCCAAAAUGAUGAAUUAGAAAAUCAAAAUAAUCAGAUUAAGUUACUAUAAAAUUACAAACUGGCAUAAUAUUUGUAUUAAAAAGUAUAGCCAAGACAAGAUCAAUUAUUUAAAAUAAGAUUUUACUUUUUUUCCCAGAAACAUUCUAAGAAGAAAAUUCUUACUUUCAGCAUUUUUGUAUAUAAAUUACUGAACCGUGUCUAGUGAGUCCAUCCAGCUGAAUCUAGCAUAAAAGUCUGAAACAGUCUCACAUCUUAGUUCCUAUUCGAAGACUGAAAUCUAUUACAUUCCAGAUGAAGACACCCCACAGAGCUCUGCAGUCAAUUGAUUUUAACUUGUCUACAAUUGUCUUUUUCUUCCUGUCUACUUGUCAUUUGCAGGUUCUUUUUACAAAUGCUAGUUUUCUUUUGUUUACGGAUUCUAAGUCAAAGCAAUGAAAAAUUCUGUUGCUUUAUUUGCAAUAUUACUAAAAUGUAUUUCUUCUCAUUUUCAUUCUUUCCCUAGACAUGACUUCAACCCACUAUGACAGUAAUUAUGAACGAGGCAUGAAUGUAAAUCUGCCCUACAUAUAGUAUGAGAUUCUACUUUUUAAGUCCUUUUAUGUGACUCACCUACUGAAAUCUGGUUAAUCAUAGUCUCCAAGUGUACAAACUGUCCUUGGCAAUGACUGAGUAAUAGCUGAUUUUUAAGGCCUAGAUCAAAUAUUCCUAGUAUUUUAAAGUGCCCCCAACACAGAUUGGCAUUUUCUUUCUCUAUUUUAUAUUUGUAUCUCAUGGAUUCCUCCUACCCCCGCACGUAAUUACUAGAGAUAAUGACUCUUCACUCUUAAAUAAAAAAUAUAUCAUACCACUGUAGAAACUUUGGUUUAAAAAUAUUACUUAAUGAGAAUUCUGCUAUCCUGAAUUAAACAUGGUUUAAUGAAAACUAUCCUCUUCAAUGUGAGGAAGACAUUUUCAAUCCUGUUAUUGUAUUAGUAAAAAAAAAAUGCAAGCAAACAUUUAUAGAAAAUAGGGGACUGGAGCAAUAGCACAGUCGACCUGUGUUCGAUUCCCAGCAUCCCAUAUGGUCCCCUGAGCACCGCCAGGGGUGAUUCCAGAGUGCAGAGCCAGGAGUGCAGAGCCAGGAGUAACCCCUGUGCAUCACCAGGUGUGAUCCAAAAAGCAAAAAAACAAAACAAAACAAAAAAAACCCUAAAAUGUCUUUCUGUGUGAAAUUCAGCUAUUUUAACUGACUUUUCAUACUGAAAUGUUAAUCUUGGUAUCAUGUAGAGAACCAUAAUGACAUACAGAUAUAUAUAUGCAAUUACAGUGAUAUAUGUAAAGGUCCAGCACUUAUACACGUGAACAUAUUGCUUUCACAAAGGGUAUUGGAUUAUAUUCAAUUUUUUUCAUUAGGGCAAGGAACUAAACUGCCAUGUAUUGGGCAUGCUGGUAAGUAUUUAAAUACUUUUAUAUUCACCAGUCUCACUGUAGCUGCAAUUUCUCUGAUGAGAAUGGCAAGGAUCAUUAGGGAAAUCAGUAUGAAUUCCCUAAAUCAUGUAAGUAUCAGGAAGAGAGAAUGGAGAAAGUAGGUCUUUAUCUUUUUUUUUAACAUUUAUAAAGUGUUUAUUGCACACUUCUAAAAUGCUUUUUUAAAAAUUUUUAUAUUUUACUCUUCAAAAUCCAUCUUGCAGCCUAAACUUUUGGAAGCUGAUAGCCUAAUAAAGGAAAUUUAAAAAAUAUACAUACUUUGCAGAGAGGUAACAUCAGAUGUUGAAAAUUUUUGCUAGUGAUUUUACAAGUACACAGAACACAGUACAGUCUAUCUACCUUUGAAAUUUUAAUAUGAACUCAGUUUUUCCAUUUUAAUUUUUCAAAUGCUAUUUGCUAAUAAUCUGAUAGUUUGAGACAACAUGGGAAAUUCAAAAGAACACAGUUCAUAGUGUUUCAAUUCUAAAGCAAAUGCCAUUAAGAAAUUAAAUGUUUCCAUGCAAAGUACAAUAGCUAUCUGGAUUUACACAAGAGAAACAUAUCUUUUUAAAGUGUUCUUUCUAAAACUGUAUUAAAUCAUAAAAUAUUCUCAUGAAUAAUCAAAACUUAAUAUACUAUGAAAUGAAAAAAUAAAGAACUGGAUUGAACAUUACUGAUGAAAUAAAGUAAUAUUAUUAAGUAGCUGCCUUAAUCAAAUUCUUUGAAUUAUUUUAUUACUUGCAAUUUCAUGAAUUUCUGAGUGUCUGUGUUAGAUCAUGCACCUGAGGAAAUUAGCCAAGGUAUCCAUGAUGAGUAAAACAAGCAAGCAUGAAUUCCCCCUUAAUACUUCUCAGUCAAUAUUAUGAAUCUGUUUCUAAAGUUUUAUUCCAACACAAUUCUCCUAAAUGUUGAGAGAAAUGAGAAACUCUAAAUUAUUUAUUCUUCAACCAUGAAAAAAAGCACUGAACAAUAAAUAGAUCUUUACAAUACUUUAAAACAAGGAGCAGUGGAAUCAAAGAAAAAUUUAUUCAAAACAACUUAGAUUUAAAAUGUGUACUUGAAUUGACUCAUUUUCAGAAAACAUGCUGGAAUAGUGACAAUAUUUAAGGUUAGGUCACAUGAUUUACAUCAUCCUUUUAAAAAUAAAAGAUACCUUAUUACAUACAACACUAAAUGUGAUAAUAUUAUAGAAAAGAAGGAUGUUGAUUAUUUGGAAAGAAACAUUUUAAGGGUUUACUCAUUACUAUUUGAGUUCUAUAAAUAUUACACUGAACAUUAUCUUUGUUUCUCAAUUACAACUUGUCAGGGCUUAGAAUUUUAUGGGGAUGGAGUAAUAAAACUAAAUAUGAAUGUUAGAGCAUCCAUAAACCACUAGUGAGUCCCAAAGUCAAAGUACUCUUUUAAAUUCAGAACCAUUCAUUCUUCUAAAAAAAAGCAAAGAAUAAAAAUGUAUAGCAAUUUAUUUUCAAUUUAUUCAUAUUAAUAGUAAAUUGAAUAUAAAUCAUAGUAAGAACUAAAACCUUUUAAAUUAAAAAUUUUACUAACAUCAAAUCAUAUUUGAGACCAAAAUUAGUCUGAGAAAUUAUGUUUUUUAGAAUGAUAAUCAUGAAGAAUUCUUACAUUUCUGUAAUAAUACAUAGAUUUUUCUCUCCUAUUCCUCCUCACUUCAAUUUCUAUUCUUCAACAAACAACAAACAUUUUCUCAAAGGAAACAAUUUUCUUUGACUUUAUGCAAAACUAAACUUGAACAUAAAAUGUCUUAAGUAAAGGAAUACAAUUCUUUCAAAUACAUUCAUAAAAAAGUUGCACAGCUAAUAUUUUUAUAAAAUUACAGCUAAAUUAUGAAAACUCUAGUGCUUCUAGAAUUUCUCUUUAAAAUAUGUCUCAUUUUCCUGGUAGGAGUCGUGUAGUGUUGCUACUGUCAAUGUAAUUUGUAAUUUUCAAUAUACUUCCUUGCAGAACUAAAUAUCUGGCACUGCAGAGGUUUCAGUGAGAAAUUAAUAUGUGAAUAAUUCCAUAUGAGAAAAACUAAUGCAGAAAUUUGUUUCAGAAAGCAACAGUGUCUCCCCAUUUUCAAGAAGUACUUAAUUCAACAAGGAAAAAACAUCUCAAGGUAUAAUUGAUUGGCAAUAGUUAAAAUGCAAAUAAAGGAUUUAAUAAAUACUUCAAAGUCAUAAUUGUUAAAAUUCCAUUUGGAAAUGCAUUGAGACAUUUUAACAUAAAAAUUAUUUCCAAAAAAUCAAUCUCACAACACUAUAACUAGAAAUAGCAAUUAGUUUUUUUCUUAAUUCAUUUGUUGCAUAGGAGAAAGAAAAGAUCAGAUAAGAUCCUAUAAUAUUUUGUUUAUCUGUAUUGCUCUAUAAAUUUAAUCUGAAACCUCUUGGCAGAAAACUUGCAAUAGUUACAUGUUGAAAAACAGUUUAUUGUUGAAACAGAGAGCACAAAAGGGAUGAACUAAACCAAAUGUGCAUGGUUCUUAUUUUAAUAUCCAAGUAAUUCCUUUUGAAAAUCCUGUCUGUGGGUGUUUGUAUAUACAGUAAUAAGGCCUGUUUACAUUUCUUCUAUACCAAGCACAUCCAUGGUAUGUCCUAUAGGAGAUGAUUGAUGAAUGUUUUAGAUAUUAUAUUUAGAAAAAUAAAAGAGUUGGAGGAAUAGUCCAACUGGGACAGCACAUUGCUAGAACUGUCAAAUCUAAACCCAUCAAAACAACAAAUGAUGGUUUCGUGGUCAAUAAAUAGCAAAUCCUCAGAAUGAUUGCCUGUCUGACCUCAUAGAAGAACAUCAGGGUCAAGACCAAACAAAAGACAAACUCUCAUCUGGAAUGAUGGAAAUAAAAGCUCUGCGAAAACAAUAAAAGUUAAAAGGCUGGGAGAAACAACGAACUAAGGUAAAGCUCUUUAAUUUAUUUGAACCCAAAAGCAAUACCUCUAAGUGAAUAUCUGUUCUUCAUAGAAUUAUGUGGUACUGUAGCAGUAGCACAGCGGGUAGGGUAUUUGCCUUACACGCUGCUGACCCGGGUUCAAUUUCUCCGUCCCUCUCGGAGAGCCUGGCAAGCUGCCCAGAGUAUCCCACCCGCAUGGCAGAGCCUGGAAAGCUACCCUUGGCAUAUUUGAUAUGCCAAAAACAGUAACAACAAGUCUCACAAUGGAGACGUUACUGGUGCCCGCUUCAGCAAAUCGAUGAACAAUGGGACGACAGUGCUACAGUGCUACAGAAUUAUGUGAAUUUUGUGCAGGUGACUGUUCUCUGACUUGAGAGGAAAAAAAAACGAGUAUGAACUUUUUCAAGUAUGAGAUGGCCCAAAAUUGAAAAGAUGGAAAACUUCCAGAAAAUAAAAGCAAAUGCAUCAUAACUAUAAAAUGAAAUUUUAUCUAACCAGAGCCUGAAUUGAGAUACCAGGAAGAGUAUUUUUGAAUUUGUAGAAUGACACUAGAUGCUACUAUGAAAAAGCCAAAAGUUGACUCUCUAACCAUGAAUAUAAACCACCGCCUUUAUCUAAUAGAAUUUUUGUGAGUGUAUCUUCAAGUGCCCUUUUUUUGGUCCUGAACUUAGAGCUUCUCACUUCUAAACUCAUUUUGUUGCUUGCAGUUUUUUGGUCUCUAUGAAAACCACCAAGUGCUAGUCCCCUUUGUAAAAUCCACAAGAAUCUUUUUUAUCAUAUAACUUUAAUGUGAUCACAUAAUCAUCAUCUUCAUAAUUCUAAAUACUUUCCUUGAGAUGGAGAUUAGUCUUUGUAUUACACAAAUGACCUUGAGAUUACUUUUGGGUUUCAUAAAGAGUAUAAAAAAAAAGAGUCUAAAAAACUUGAAGUAUAUAUCACUAUCUAUUAAAGGAAUGAGCAAGUCAAUGAAAACCAAACUAAGGAAUACAUUUGAAAUACGAUGUUGUUCAAUUUUCCUGCAUACCUAAUCUCAAAAUAUAAUUAGCUCUCUUUUAUUCUAUGCUCUUCAAACUCUGUGAAAGGCCACGCAUUCAGUGUGCUACAGCAGUGGUCUUCAACCAUGGUCCAUGGACCAAGGUAUGUUCUCAGGUCUAGAAAGGUUGAAAACCACUGGCCUGCUAAUUUGGUUAGCAGCUGGUCUUCUGAAUGGUAUGUGGGACAGGUUCACAGUUGUAAAAGGUUAAGGAUGCUCUUUUAGAGCAUUGUCCAGUUCAUACCUUAUUUGUACAAAAUGCCUGACUAUUUCAAAAGCACUUUUAUGCUUUAAUUUAUUAAUUCUU
Molecule: messenger RNA, 7933 nt
Organism: Sorex araneus (European shrew)
Lineage: Eukaryota; Metazoa; Chordata; Mammalia; Eulipotyphla; Soricidae
Gene: TRHR
Product: thyrotropin releasing hormone receptor
Exons: 3
Coding region: 383-1579 (398 amino acids)
Biological process (GO): phospholipase C-activating G protein-coupled receptor signaling pathway
Cellular component (GO): membrane
Molecular function (GO): thyrotropin-releasing hormone receptor activity
Source: RefSeq, a predicted model, not a curated record